GCCGCCGAACACAAGGAGCACUGCUCGACAAAACACAACACCAUGGUCGCAGCGGCGCCAGGACGACGACGAAGCGCUGCGGCGUGACAGACAUAACGACGAGGCAGUAGCCCCCAGGACACAACCAUGUCGGGCCUCGGGCUCCUGGGCAAGCUCAAGCAGCGGCGGGGCGACGCCAAGCUCGAGUACGAAUGGGGCUCGUCGAAAGUUUUGCAGACGCUGGAUUUGGACAAGUUGCCGCGGGCGGCGUUACGAAGUCACUUGGACGCGCGAGACCUCGAGACCGGUGGGACCAAAAGGGCCAUGGUCAAGCGCCUCCAAGCCGAUCUGGAGGGCGAGCGACUGCAGGCCACGGCCUACACGGAGCAAUUGGAGUCGGAAUUUCACAUCAACAAAGAUAUAGAAGAGCGAGGUUCAGUGUAUGCGUGCGGCACGAAUUAUGCAGGGCAAUUAGGACAGGGCGACACGGAGCCUCGCAGUGUCUUCACGGCGGUCCAGAAGACGCGAGGCAUUGGCGUGGUCCGCGUCGCGACGAACGCGGACAUGGUGUACGCGGUGACAGCCGACCACGAGGUCCUGGUCUGGGGCGGCUCCGGUGCGGGCUCCACGGGAAUCCACGUCGACGCCGACGACGAGUGGGCCAAGGAGAUGUACAUGGAGCCGCAAUUUGUUACUGAGUUACAGGGUGAGGAGGCGACGUCGUGCUCCGUCGGUGCGAGUCAUGCUGCUGUGUGCACUUCUGGUGGCGAUGUGUUUGUCUGGGGCCACAACCUGGCAGGCCAACUCGGUUUAACAGAUUUUCAAAAAAGACCACUCCCGACCAUACUGACCUAUUUCGAAACCGAUGAUGACAUAAGGGUGAGGCAGAUGGAGUGCGGCGAGAACCACUGCUGCUGUUUGACGACGGCGGGGGCCGUGUAUAGUUGGGGUCACGUCGAUAGUGGGCGGUUAGGAUUGGGUGUGAAGGAGCGGUUCGGCGCUCGAGCGGAAGAGAAAUUGUAUUUCCCCGCUCCUACCGUUGUGAGUGGUCUAUCCGCCGAGCCGAUCAUUGAAGUAAGCUGUGGAGCAGCACAUACAUUAGCAUUGUCGGAGGAGGGCAAGGUCUUCUCGUGGGGGUUGGGCGCGGGCGGGCGGUUGGGCCUCGGUGAUUUCCACUCGCGGAUCGAACCGUACGAGGUCACAGCCUUGUCGAACAAGUGCGUCAUGCAAGUUGCUGCCGCUACUUGGCAUAGCGCCGCUGUUGUGUGCGUGCCGCCCAUGCAGGGUUCGGGCUGGGUCUACACCUGGGGGAGCGGCUACCACGGCCAAUUAGCACAUGGGCGGACCCAGGUCCAGACCACACCUACGGUAGUAGAAGCUUUGAGAAGUAGAAACUUGUCAGCGGUCUCGAUCAGACUCGGCAGUCACCACAGCGCGAUGAUCGCGAUGGACGGCGAGCUCUACACGUGGGGCUCGAAUCUCCAUGGUUGUCUGGGCCACGCUAUUAGGGAUCAAUUCGUCGAGCACACGGCGGACCCGGGCCACGCUUCGGGGUUUGGGGCCAUCGUGGAAAGGGUGGGUCGAGGCAUGGUGCGCGACUACGCGCUCGGGCGGGAGUUUACGAUCGUCGCGACGUACCCGUAUGAAGGGCCCACGGAGGACGUCGCGAGGAAGCUCAUGGAGGAGGAGGCUAUUAGGUUAGAUAUGUUGGCAUUGGAGGACGAGCAGGACGCCGCGACGCUGCGCGGAUCGCAAGCGGGGACCCAGGACGACGGCACGCUCGCGACGGGCGAGGACGACAUGACCAUGGACGACGAGUCCAUCAUGAGCGGCGGCGGCGGCCGCGGCGGGCCGGCGGGCAUUUUGGACAAGGGCAUGGCCGCCCAGAAGAGUAGAAAAUAACAAC
Molecule: messenger RNA, 1885 nt
Organism: Pelagomonas calceolata
Lineage: Eukaryota; Pelagophyceae; Pelagomonadales; Pelagomonadaceae
Source: the annotation of a GenBank genome assembly